Molecule: messenger RNA, 2040 nt
Organism: Portunus trituberculatus (swimming crab)
Lineage: Eukaryota; Metazoa; Arthropoda; Malacostraca; Decapoda; Portunidae
Product: glutamate receptor ionotropic, delta-1-like
Exons: 11
Coding region: 153-1676 (507 amino acids)
Cellular component (GO): membrane
Molecular function (GO): glutamate-gated receptor activity
Source: RefSeq, a predicted model, not a curated record
UUGCAGAGCGACCGGCCGACCACCUGUCAAUUUCUCCGCCUUGUCUUAGUGGUCGUCAUCCUCUUCCUUCUCCCUCUGCUCCGUCUCCGUCUUUUCAACACAAUUUGACGUCUUUGAAGUUUGGAAUCAAAGAAGCUCGAGACCAGCUUGAGAUGGGACCACAUGGGAUGAUGAGACGAGCUGGAUGUGUAGUGGUGAUAUGCUGCUGGGCUGUGGCGGUGGUUGUGAUCGUCUACCCAACAUACACUGCUGCUGAAAUUAUCAAAACUCCUACUACCUUAUCAAUGUUCACGAGGCGUCUGUCUGCGUUGCGCGAGGAGAAUGAGGUGGUAGCUGUGAAAAAACAGAUGUCAACACUCGCAGCAGUCUCCGUCAAGAUGAUGCAAGAUGUUGAGGGCGUGGCUGUCAUAAAAGUCGCAGCAGAAACGUGGCAGCCAUUCUUCCUCAUCGAGCAGGGAGGAGAUGGAGGCAGUCAGUACUCAGGCAUCAUGUGGGACCUGCUGCUGAUGCUCACCUCCAAGAUGAAUGUGAGUGUUGAGAUUGUGCCUCCCCCUGAUGGCCUGUGGGGGGUGGAGCUCCCCAACGGCUCCUGGAAUGGCAUGCUGGGGAUGAUUCAGCGGCAGGAAGUAGACAUGGCAUUGGGACCCUUUGCCAUCUCUUACCCACGGACUAGAGUGGCAGACUUCCCUGCCAGCAUAUUUGUGUUGCCUCACCGAGUGUACUUGCCCAGACCACGUGGCUCCUCAGAUCUCAGUGACUUUGUGCGGCUGUACCACCCCACUGUGUGGAUGUUGACAGUGAUGUGUGUGGUAGUAGUAGCAGCUGCAGUGUGGCUUGCCAUGAAGGUUGAAGGCAGCUUUGUGACACCACAGGGACCUCACAAGAAUCACAUGUCUGCAGUGUUUGUGCUCCUUCAUGUGUGGAGUGGACUCAUGCAGGAAUCCUGGCUGUGGGGUGGUGUGGGUGUGAGUCGCUGGCUGAUGGGCCUGUGGUUUCUGUCAACACUGGUGCUGAUGAGCACUUACAGUGGUCUCCUCGUGGCAAGCCUCACCGUGCCUCGUGUGUCAGUGCCCAUCCGCUCAGUGCAGCAGCUGGUGGUGCAGGACAGUAUUCCUUGGAGGCUAGAGCAAGGUGGCAUUAUCCUCCACACCUUCAAGACAGCAGAUGUGAAGUUGUACAAGACACUGCUGGAGGGGAGUAUGGGCUUCUUCCCAGACUGCUACAAGUCCAGAAGGGACAUAGCAGAAGGAAGGUUUGCAGGGCUGUGUGAUACCCUGGCUGGAGAUCUGAUGGUGGCCAGGAGUUUUUCAGAGUCUGGCAAGUGUGACUUCUUCAGCCCAAGAGACAACAUUGUCACUCAUUCAUACACAAUGGUGCUGCAGAAAGCCUCCCCAUUUAUGAGUCUCAUUAACUUAUGGCUUCAGGAGCUGCAGGAACGUGGUUGGAUAGAUCAGCUGGUACGGCAACGCAUCAACAAUGGAACCAUCUGUCAGCUGCCACCAGGAAAGGAGGAGGGCCAGCGACCUGCUGUGCCCCUUACCCUCAGCCAGAUGUGGGGUGUGUUUGCCAUCAUGGGAGUAGGUGCUGGAGGAGCAGCUGUGGUGUUCCUGCUGGAGUUGAUCAUGAGACAGACCUCCUGCCUGAUGGACUUGAUGCUUUCUUCAACCACAUACUGAUCCACUGAUGUCACGAAUAGGAUGGAUGUUCUGGCCCAAGUGCCAAGUGGAGUAUCCCAUUAGUGACACCUACAGAAGGAAGUAAUGACAACACUUCGUACAACAGGCUGGGGUCUUAGAUUCUGCCCUUCAUGAAGGCAUCCUCCACACACCAGCAGUCAUGGAUGUCACUGGGACCACAUCUGGUUCCAGUCCUUCUUGGCAGAAUGGACCUUCGAAGUGGCAGUGGUAGCCAUCACCACAUCUAUACAGUGCCCACCAUUACCGGCGACUAAUACAAUGGCACAAAUCAGUGCAACCUUCCUAACACAAGCCGCCCCAAGUUGAGAUGCAUAUUAUAAUAAGUUUGGCAUGCAAGAGGAGA